CUUGCCGCCGGUACCGCCCCGCAGCCCCGCCCCGCGGCGGCCGGGCGGUGAGAGCGUGUGGCGGCGGCGCCGCGCUCGGCCUGAUUUACGGCUGUGCUGCAAACGGCUCCCCCGCCGCACCGCCACCGGGCACCGCCACCAGCAACAAGUCGGGGCCCGGCGAGGAAUGCACGGGGCGGCCCGGGAGGAAGGCAGGCAGCCCUGGCAGGAGCCGCUCGGCAGCGUCAGCCUCUGCCUCCCCUUCCGCUGCCCGCGAUGCGGCGACCACAGCCGGUUCCGCAGCCUGGCGUCCCUGCGGGCGCACCUGGAGUACAGCCACAGCUACGAGGAGAGGAGCCUGCUGGGCAGGAGCAGCCUUUUCUCCCCGCUGAAAGACGCAGAGCUCAUCUCCCCGCCGGAGCCCGCCGGCCAGGGCAGCCCGGGGAGCCCCGGCGGUGCCGCGCAGCAAAAAGGCUCCUACCUGAAUUUCUGCGAUGCCUCCUGCGAGAAGCGCGGGCAGGCUCUGGAGGUGGAAGCCGAGCGGCCUGUCUCCUACGUUGCAAACUAUGUGUCGGCCGAGUCCCCCAGCGAGCAGGUCUCCAAACCCGGCCUCCCGGGCACUGACUCCAAAGCCUCUUUUGAGGCACACGUCAGGGAAAAGUUUAACAGGAUGGUGGAGGCCGUGGACAAAACAAUCGAGAAGCGAAUCGACAAGCUUACCAAAGAGCUGGCCCAGAAGACGGCGGAGCUGCUGGAGGUGCGGGCGGCUUUCGUGCAGCUGUCCCAGAAGAAGCAGGAGGUGCAGCGGCGGGAGCGGGCCCUGAGCAGGCAGGUGGACGUGGCGGUGGAGAUGAUCGCCGCCUUGAAGCAGCGGCUCAGCGAGUCCGAGGAGGAGCUUCACCGCAAAGAGGAAGAAGUUGUGACUUUCAACCACUUCCUGGAAGAAGCGGCGGAAAAAGAAGUGCGGGGAAAAGCCAGGCUCCAGCACUUCAUCGAGAACCUGCUGCAGCGUGUGGACCUGGCAGAAAGGCAGCUAGAAUAUUACCAAAAUCAGCAGAUGGUUUGCAACCACAUCGACGUCAGCGAGCACGUGUUUACAGACAUUUCAUUAAAUAAGAAACCCAGAUGCCUGAGCCGAGGAAGUCAACAUGCUUCAUAUAACAUCCCUGACACAAAGCCUCAUUCCUUUCAAAAAGGAAGAAUCUUGUUGAAAAAGGCAAAGGAUGAAAAAACCAGCUUGCAGCCAGUGAAAUGCUUCUAUGAACCUGUUGAUUGCCCAAGAGAAAUAUGGAGGGCACAAAAGAAAGGUGAACCGGUCUGCUCUGCCAGGAAAGUGAGCGCAAAGUCCAAGAUGGGUAAAAAGGCCAAACCGCUAUAGAAACGGCUGGAUAUGUACAGUAACACAGGAGCUUGGCUUCAACAGAAAUAAUAUUGAAUUAAAUUAAUCAUCCUACUUUUUCCUAUUCAUCUGGCCAUGCCAAAACAUAUCAGAUAUAAUAUAUAGAAAUAUAUACAGUAUAGAAGGUUUAUAUUAUUAAGUAAUGCCAUUUCCCUCUUUGGGCGCUUUAAGAGAAGCGACGUUCAGUUUACAUGGAGGUUCUUUUCUAUUUAUUUCUUUAUUUAUUUAAGCUUAUUUUAAAUGACUGCAGUUACCUUGCUGGGCAGUACUGUGUCUGUAUGUUUAAUUAUUUUAGUGGCAGCAUGUGGCCUGAUAAUUUAUCUUCCAUCUGUGCUGUUGCUGAACUCCAGAAGAAUCCAUUUAAUCGGCACCUAAAUACUCAAUCUUUCAGCUUAGGUAGAAAUAAGAUCAAUGAUAACUUAACUGCACAGACAUACUUGGAUGCAAAAGAUCUGCUUGAGUUACUUGAAGGCUGUUCACAGCAGUAGAUUGCUACUCUAGAUUUUCUGCCGUAAGCCCAGUUGGGCACAUUUCCAGAUUUUAUUACAUACAUUAAACUGCUCAAUCCUGCCAUGUUGUCUGCUGAGACAUCUUUGGCCUGCGCCGGUGUCUGAAGCGCAGCUUUCGAAUUCCAGAAGCUUUAUGGUUUGUCCACAAGCACCAGCCUGUGGUGUCACUUGGCGAGGAGCCCAGUGGCUGUGACCGCAGCCCUGAGCAGCACGGACCGCGUGGAGCAGAAGUUCAGCAGGAUGUUGUCACCAGCCGUGGUGCAGCAAGGGAGAGGCCAAAGCGACGUGUUCCAUCGCAUGGCACCACAUCUUUGCCCCUGCGUGGUUUUAGACAUUAGAGGCCGUGAACGGCUACGGUCGCAUCCAAAACCCUUCACAUUUUUAUCUCUGUUAAAUCUUUACGGGGCUUAGAGAUCCCUGAAUUUCAAGUAAAAAGCCAAGAGCAGAGAAAUUAGAGAAGACUGCAGGACUGGAAUGCGCAUGUUUACACUGGUUUGUGCCAAUUAAAAGGAUCCUUAUUUAUCAGAGUUAUUUAUUGAGAUGAUUUUUUUUUGUGUACAGUAUUUUGGUAACAUGAAUCCUCAUGCCAUGUUUACAGAUAUGAACAUCCUGGUGUUGUUCCUGAUGAGAUUUGUUUUCUCAAGAAAAAGGAUAGGUGAGACAAGUCUGUGUAAUUUAUUUUUUAAAUGCUCAUAACAGAUGUAAAUGGUUUUUGUGGAAGGUGAUUUUUACAGUAUGUGUACAAAGAUUUGUGAAAAAUGUUUUUCAUUUUUUAUAACUAUGACUGUAAGCAAAAAUGAGUAUUAACAGACAGUGUAUCGCUAUGAUUACUGCUGCAAUAAGCCCCUGAGUUCCAAUAUUUUAAAAGCAGAGGAUGACUGAUCCAUCAACUAGGAUCAGCUAACUACAGAUGUCAUACAUUUGUUAGAGUACAGAGCUCCCAGAAAGUAGCAGAUAGAAGAGAGUAUUGUUCCUCACUUUUAUUUUAAAUAGUGUAUAUGAAACAAUCAGAUAUAUGUUUAAAUUUUAUCAACACUGUUUCAGUAGAAAGUCACAGUGUAAAACCAAUUCAGGUAUUUAGAUUGUAAUGAUGUUUUAAUACUUCUUUAACCGCCUCAUGAGGCCCCACUUGGCCUUACGCUGGGCAUCGUGUGUGGUGAACAGGAGUUAUUAAUUGUGUUGCAUGGGUCCGGGUCAGAUCGUGUGUUACGACAACUUCCUUAGGCAAGCCACAAUACAGAAACAUCCUUUGGUUUCUUCUGUUGCUUCCCAUAUCCUUUUACAAACCCCAAAAAGUUACCCUUUUUGAAGAUAAUAAAAGUGAACUUUAGAAAUAUAAUAAAGUAAAAUAUAUUAAUUUGUUCCUGUAUCCACUUGACACUGAAAGAAUAUUUUUAUUUUUAAAUGCCUAUCUACUCUGUUAAUCACCAAAGUUAAGUGCAACUACUAGCUCACAAAUGAGAAGUUUAUUUUAUUAUCACACCAAAAUCUUGACUAUAAGUUGUUCUUUUGGGGGAGGAAAAGCGAGUAAAAGAAGUUGCAUGCACCUUGACUUUUCAAAUCCUAAAUUACAGUUGCUUCCUGAACAAAUGCCAGGUUAGUUAAUUAGAAAGAAAUUGGAUUGUACUGUAACCCCAAAUAAAAGUUUUUAGAAUAUAAGCAUUCUAAUAAUAAAGAUAUAUUUCUCA
Molecule: messenger RNA, 3575 nt
Organism: Columba livia (rock pigeon)
Lineage: Eukaryota; Metazoa; Chordata; Aves; Columbiformes; Columbidae
Gene: ZNF365
Product: zinc finger protein 365
Exons: 5
Coding region: 167-1357 (396 amino acids)
Biological process (GO): regulation of DNA strand resection involved in replication fork processing; telomere maintenance; regulation of double-strand break repair via homologous recombination
Source: RefSeq, a predicted model, not a curated record